Messenger RNA from Delphinapterus leucas (beluga whale), 4628 nucleotides. RefSeq names its product transmembrane protein 151B (gene TMEM151B). The record is from RefSeq and is a predicted model, not a curated record. NCBI's taxonomy places the organism in Eukaryota, Metazoa, Chordata, Mammalia, Artiodactyla, Monodontidae.
CAGAGCCGGCGCAGGAUGCCCCCGGCCCCCGGCAGCCCCCCGGGAGGCCCUGAGCUCGACGCGCCCCCUCUACGCCAUGUCCCCGCCUGGCUCGGCCGCGGGCGAGAGCGGCGGCGGCGGCGGCGGCGGUGGCGGCCCCGGGGUCCCGGAGGAGCCCACGGCGGCGGCGGCGGCGGACGAGGGCCUCGCCCGAGAGGAGCAGCGUCCCAUCCAGCCCUCUUUCACCAAGUCCCUCUGCCGUGAGUCCCACUGGAAGUGCCUGCUCCUCUCGCUGCUCAUGUACGGCUGCCUGGGGGCCGUGGCCUGGUGCCACGUCACCACGGUGACCCGCCUCACCUUCAGCAGCGCCUACCAGGGCAACAGCCUCAUGUACCACGACAGCCCCUGCUCCAACGGCUAUGUGUACAUCCCCCUGGCUUUCCUGCUCAUGCUGUACGCUGUCUACCUGGUGGAGUGCUGGCAUUGCCAAGCCCGCCACGAGCUGCAGCACCGCGUGGAUGUGAGCAGCGUGCGGGAGCGCGUGGGCCGCAUGCAGCAGGCCACGCCAUGUAUCUGGUGGAAGGCCAUCAGCUACCACUAUGUCCGCCGCACCCGCCAGGUCACCCGAUACCGCAAUGGAGACGCCUACACCACCACCCAGGUCUACCAUGAGCGCGUCAACACGCACGUGGCCGAGGCCGAGUUCGACUACGAGCGCUGUGGCGUCCGCGACGUGUCCAAGACGCUGGUGGGGCUGGAGGGCGCGCCUGCCACGCGCCUGCGCUUCACCAAGUGCUUCAGUUUCGCCAGCGUGGAGGCCGAGAACGCGUACCUGUGCCAGCGCGCGCGCUUCUUCGCCGAGAAUGAGGGCCUGGACGACUACAUGGAGGCGCGCGAGGGCAUGCACCUCAAGAACGUGGACUUCCGCGAAUUCAUGGUGGCCUUCCCCGACCCAGCCAGGCCACCCUGGUACGCCUGCUCGUCGGCCUUCUGGGCUGCGGCGCUGCUCACGCUGUCGUGGCCGCUGCGCGUGCUGGCCGAGUACCGCACGGCCUACGCGCACUACCACGUGGAGAAGCUUUUCGGCCUGGAGGGCCCCAGCUCGGCCAGCGGCAGCGCGGGCGGCGGCCUCAGCCCCAGCGACGAGCUGUUGCCCCCUCUCACGCACCGCCUGCCGCGGGUCAACACGGUGGACAGCACGGAGCUCGAGUGGCACAUCCGCUCCAACCAGCAGCUGGUGCCCAGCUACUCGGAGGCGGUGCUCAUGGACCUGGCAGGGCUGGGCGCGCACUGUGCUGGGGGCGCGGCGGGCGGCUACGCGCCCACGUGCCGCUACGGUGGGGUGGGUGGCCCAGGCGCAGCGGGCCUGGCCCCGUACAGGCGCAGCUGCGAGCACUGCCAGCGCGCCGUCAGCAGCUCCUCCAUCUUCUCGCGCAGCGCUCUUAGCAUCUGCGCCAGCCCUCGGGCCGGACCGGGGCCCGGCGGCGGGGCGGGCUGCGGGGGCAGCCGCUUCUCCCUAGGCCGCCUCUACGGCUCCCGGCGCAGCUGCCUGUGGCGCAGCCGGAGCGGGAGCGUCAACGAGGCGAGCUGCCCCACCGAGCAGACGCGGCUGUCCAGCCAGGCCAGCAUGGGGGACGACGAGGACGACGAAGACGAGGAGGAGGGCGGGCCGCCGCCGCCCUACCACGACGCCCUCUACUUCCCCGUGCUCAUCGUGCACCGGCAGGAGGGAUGUCUGGGCCAUGGCCACCGGCCGUUGCACCGCCACGGCUCCUGCGUAGAGACCUCACUGUGACCCCGGGGCCUUGGACCGGCCCGCCGGCCUCCUCACUGCCCCUCGCCGAUGGUGCUCCCUGCGUGUAGCAGGGGGAGUCAAGAAUGUGGCCGAGGCUGUGCUGGGCACGGUGCGGGUGGGGUGGGGGGAGGCGAGGGGGCAAGGGACAGACCCCGAAGGGGCCGAUUCGAGCACCUCCCCACACCCUCCUUUGCUGAACAUAGACAGCUGUGGGGAGGGGAGGGAAUCCCGCCCCGGCAGAGCUGUCUCUUCCAGCCCCGCCCCUGAGUUCCUAGGGGGACACCUCCACUUCCCACACGCAUACUCGCACACUCGGAAUUUCCAGUCCCGCCUUUCAACGGAUCUAAUGACUGUUACGUGGAGACUGCCGUGGGACCCGCGUUGGGCCUCACCUCAAGGGAGAGGCCCUCGCUUUGCAGCUGGGGAGGUUUACAGGCCAGGGGAAGGGCAAUUGGGGCUUUCCUUCCUCCGCAGCCUGGCCCCGCUGGGGCCUCUCUCUACCGAGGGGGCAGUGGUUUGGAGAAGAGCAGGGCUGGCUUCCAUCCAAGCUAAUGAAUUCAGUGGGUCUGAGGCCUGGGCAGGUGUCAGCCGCGAUACUCCAUCUCAAAGCCUCAAAGCCAUGGAAUUGUUGAUCUCUUCUUGGCGCUGGCCCGGGGUUUCCUCUCUGCCACUCCCUCUGCUGCUGUUUAUCUCACUGGGCCCUGGGAGGCUGGGUCCUGGGGGGGGGACUGUACUCACCAUGCAGAUUUCACACUUCUCCCUCCCUUCCUGCUCCCUGGCUUUGAAGAGCUGUUGCCAGGGGUGAGGGGCAAGGCAAACUGUGGAGGGCAGUGCACCUCAGUCCUUUAAACUGUAGCCUCGUCACCUGGGUUCUGGGAGGGCACUCCCUUCAGAGAGGGUGGGAGACCACCCAGGCAGCAUUCCUUCAAGCUGACCAAGGUGAAUGAAUGACUAAGUGGGGAGAGCAGGAGAUAGGCCUGGGUGACAAGGGGGAACUCAGGAAGCUAGUGGGAGUCAAAGAGGAGAGGGUCGUGAAAAGACCCCCCAAAGGUCGGAGUGUCUGUGGGGGACGGCCCUUGCAUCCCCCGAACUUGUGGGGAAGAGUGGAGAGUGGUCGUGUGCAAGCAGAGCCUCUGCAGGGCUGAGGACCUUGUCACGAACCCCAGCUGGAGAAAGACUCAUUUCCAGUGGCAGGGUCAGAGGCAGGAAUUCUCUAAAUCUUGCCUGACCCCUCUGUCCUCCCCUAGCCCAUGAGCUGAAGCCCUGCUGUGUGUCCCAGGGUCUUCAAAGGGGCAAACUGCCUCCGCCGCAGGGCGCUGGCCCUGUGUGCUGCUCCCCCACUGCUCCUACCCUGAUGUGCUUCCGUGUGCAUGUCUGUGUACAAACCCCCUGCCCUCCCAAAUCCCCUGGCUAAUGUUUUCCCAGCUGACAGUGCCCAGGGAUUGAGCUCACAUUUCCAGCUGGAGAGGAAAACCCUCAGGCCUCCAACAUGGCUCACCCCUGAUGCUUCUCAUGUCACCUGAGCCAUCAGAGCUGCCCCUUUCCCUCCUCCAGCCUCUCCCCUCUUCCUCCAGCCUAGCCAGGCCUGUACCCCCCAAGGGUAUGGCCUCCACCUAUGCAACAUUUCCUCUGGCUCCCCUAACCUUUCCUGGGGGACUGGGGGCCACAGAUUUUGGGGACACCACGGCCUGUGGCCCAUCAGGGUUGAGCCUAACUUUCAGGUGGAGAUGGCUGAGUGGGAAGAGAGAGGAGGCCGGAGAAGAGGAGGCUUGGAGAGGAGGGGAACAGCUGCCCACUAGGUUUCCCUGGGCAGCAGUGCCACCUACCCGCCAGCACUGUGCUCUCCAGGGGCCUGGGGGUUGGAGCACCCGUUUCCUCUGAACGGACAUCUUCAAGGUACAGGUGGUGAGCUGUGGCCUCAGGACCCAGUUCUUGGCCAGUUGGCACCCGGAUGUCACGCCCUUGUGUGGGGCAUCCUGGCCACCUCAUGGCUCCAAGGAGGGAGGAACUCAGCUCCUCCUGCCUCAGGGCCAUUCCUCAGACAGAACCUGAGCUGGGAGGAGGGGGAAAGGGGAGGGGCUGUUAUUAUUUUUGCCUGUAUUGACCAUUUCUGCCUAGGUCUUCUCAUACAGACAGCCUCACACCUCCCACAUAUGCACAGACUUAGAGAGAAACCAAUUCUUUGGUCUGUUUUCUUGGUAGCUUUAUUGAUUGCCAGGGAAAACAAAACCAGAAAAUUAACUAAUCUCUAAAAUUAAACUUUACACUGAAUGUUCUUGUUUCUCUAAUUAGACCCUCUGCUAGCAGCUGUGGCUAUGUACACACACACUCACACACCCUCACACCUACACGUUUGCACUCGAACUGUCAGAGGAUGUCAGGCACAGACAGACUCAAGGUUGCCCAGACAGGCACACAUGUGCGGUCACUGCCAAGCCCCCUUUGGUGCUCUGCUUGUUGGAAGGAGUCCCUGGAAAGCGCCCCAAGGCUGUGGGUGCAGCCCAUGACACACCCUCUGGAAACACAGGGCUGGAGGUUCAGCCCAAGGAGGAUGGGAGGUGGGGCUCUGCCUGAAUCCAUCAUCAGGCCCUCUUGUGGCCCUGUGGGUAGAUGUGAUUCCCGUGGGUGUGGCCCCAAGGCGGGCAGCCACAGAGUGACGGGGACUCAUGGAGGAUGCCUGGAAGGUUUCAUGUGUCCUGGGGACAAGGGCUUGUGGGGUGGGCUGGGCCUGGCUGGGGAGAAGACAGGUCUCUGUCAACUGGGUGCAUCACACUGUGGCCUUUCUGUCGUGGAUUUCCAAGCGCAAAGAUUGUAUAAAUCAAACUGGUGGAUAAUAAAGUUGCAGAUGACUCAC